Messenger RNA from Ziziphus jujuba (common jujube), 1952 nucleotides. RefSeq names its product monofunctional riboflavin biosynthesis protein RIBA 3, chloroplastic. Gene Ontology annotation, cellular component: cytosol. Lineage: Eukaryota; Viridiplantae; Streptophyta; Magnoliopsida; Rosales; Rhamnaceae. Gene Ontology annotation, biological process: riboflavin biosynthetic process. The coding region runs from base 131 to 1747 and encodes 538 amino acids. The record is from RefSeq and is a predicted model, not a curated record. Gene Ontology annotation, molecular function: GTP cyclohydrolase II activity; 3,4-dihydroxy-2-butanone-4-phosphate synthase activity. The transcript is spliced from 7 exons.
UUGGAUAACGGCAACGUUGCAGGGGAGACACAUCCAAAACCAGAGGUGGGCUUUUUUUCCUUUAUGCAGCACGUAACAUGCAAAUUAUGAUACAUAAUCAUCAUCAGCUUAUGUCUCAAGGCUUGUUUCCAUGGAUUCCGCACUAUUUUCUCACCGCAUCUUUCCCAAAAUCCUUGCCAGCUCAAGAUUGCAUAGCUCUUUUGCGGCUCCUCUGAGCAUAGGAUUCGGACCUUAUUAUAGGCAUAGGUGGUUGAAUUGCACUUGUUGGGCUGUUGGGGUUUCUGGAACUGGUGCUGAAAACCUGUUUGACGAUCAUACUUUGGAGGAAAAUGAAAAUGGGUCUCUGUUGGGUGCCUUGGACGAGUCCUCUAUAGCUCCGUUUGGGACCGUUGAUGCUAAAAUUACCCCAGAAACCAUUGAUUUCUUUGUCAGUGAUGCAGAAGGUGAUCCUGAUCGCCCUUCUGAGGGCUACUCAUCGAUUGACCAGGCGCUUAAUGCAUUACGAGAAGGAAAGUUUGUGAUUGUUGUAGAUGAUGAAAAUGCGGAUAUUGAAGGAAACAUUAUCAUGGCAGCAUCACUUACAAGUCCAAGGGAUAUAGCAUUCAUGAUAAAGCAUGGGUCAGGGAUUGUCUCAGUGGGAAUGAAGGAGGAGGAUCUUGAUAGAUUGAAGCUUCCUCUGAUGUCCAAAAAUACUGAAUAUGUAGAUUCUUCUGCGCCCACUUUCACAAUCACAGUGGAUGCAAAAGCUGGCACAUCUACUGGGGUAUCUGCAUCAGACAGGGCAAAGACAGUUCUUGCUCUUUCAUCUCCAGAGUCUAAACCAGAAGACUUUCGAAGGCCAGGCCAUGUCUUUCCCCUCAAGUAUCGAAAUGGUGGGGUUCUAAGGAGGGCUGGUCAUACUGAGGCUUCUGUUGAUCUGGUUGUUCUAGCAGGCUUGCGACCAGUCUCUGUUCUUUCAGCUGUUUUUGAUGUAGAAGAUGGCUCUAUGGCCACUUUGCCCUACUUAAGAAAGUUGGCCUUAGAGUUCAGCAUUCCAAUAGUCUCCCUGACUGAUUUGAUUAGGUACCGGAGAAAAAGGGAAAAACUUGUUGAAAGAACUGCUAUUUCUCGUCUACCUACAAAAUGGGGUCUGUUUCAGACUUAUUGCUAUCGCUCAAAGCUGGAUGGAACUGAACAUAUUGCUAUUGUGAAGGGAAACAUAGGAAACGGGCAAGAUGUCCUAGUAAGAGUUCAUUCAGAAUGUUUAACUGGGGACAUAUUUGGGUCCGCUCGAUGUGACUGUGGAAACCAGUUAGAUUUAGCAAUGCAGUUAAUUGAGCAAGCUGGUAGAGGGAUUCUAGUUUACCUCCGUGGUCAUGAAGGACGAGGGAUCGGACUUGGUCAUAAACUUAGAGCCUAUAAUUUGCAGGAUCAAGGUCAUGACACGGUUCAGGCCAAUAUAGAACUUGGAUUAGCUAUCGAUGCCCGCGAAUAUGGUAUUGGCGCCCAGAUUCUGAGAGACAUAGGAGUUCAAACUAUGAGGCUAAUGACAAAUAACCCUGCCAAGUUCACUGGCCUAAAAGGAUAUGGGUUGGCUGUUGUUGGGAGGGUGCCUGUGCUAACACCGAUAACAGAGGAAAAUAAGAGGUACUUAGAAGCAAAAAGGACCAAGAUGGGUCAUGUUUAUGGUUCUGAUAUUCAAGGACCAUUAGCUGGAUUUAUGAGCCCAAAUGUGAAUAAUUUAGACCUACCAGAUAUGAAAAGCUGAAACGAUACAAACUCAUUCUGGACUAUGAAUGCAAUUCCUUCUCUACCAAUGAAUACUUCAACUUUUCCUCUUUUUUUUUCUUUUUUUUGGUGGUUAUUUACCAUUAAUGAUUAUUUUUUAAUGUUUGUAUACUAACAGCAAACAAUUCGAUUCAAAGAAAACUAUUCACAGCAAUGUAAUAUAUAUUUGAAAUCUUUUAGAGUAA